AUGACUUCCACUAUCGAUCCAAAGACCAUCGGGAAGCCUGCCCGGACGCGUAGACAUGUCAGGUCCCUCACUGGAUACACCCCAGAGACGGACGAGGAAGGAAAGGAGAAAUGGCCGAAGGGAGACGAGAAGGUUUGGAGAACAGCUCUGCGUGGUCUUGACACCGACGUUCCUUCCAUCACCAAGUCUGUCGUGAACCAUGUCCAGACGUCCCUGGCCCGUCAGGCGUACAACCUGGAUAACCUCGGUGCAUACCAAGCUGCCGCACUCUCUGUCCGGGACAACCUCAUUCUCAACUGGAACGAUACACAAAUGCAUUACACGCGGAAAGCGCCAAAGCGUGCAUACUACCUUUCACUUGAAUUCCUCAUGGGCCGCACGCUCGAUAACGCACUGCUCAAUCUUGGGUUGAAAGACAAGUACCAGGAAGGCGUGCACCAGCUCGGGUUCAACCUCGAAGAUAUCCUCGAGCAGGAGCGUGACGCUGCGCUUGGGAACGGAGGCCUGGGCCGCCUGGCAGCGUGCUACCUAGACUCGUCUGCGUCGCAGGAGCUGCCCGUGUGGGGGUACGGGCUGCGGUACAAGUACGGUAUCUUCCAGCAGCUCAUCGGUCCCGACGGAAGCCAGCUCGAGGCGCCCGACCCGUGGCUCCAGCAAGGUGAUAACCCAUGGGAGCUCCCCCGUCUCGACGUUACGUACGAGGUGCGCUUCUACGGGCAUGCGGAGCGUCUCGAUGGCAUGAAGGCUAUCUGGAGCGGUGGGCAGGAGGUGGUGGCGAUGGCAUAUGACACGAUGAUCCCCGGUUACGACACGAAGAGCACGAAUAACCUCCGGUUGUGGGAGAGUAAGCCAAAGCGUGGAUUCGACUUGCAGAGCUUCAACGCGGGUGACUACGAACGCGCUGUGGAAUCGUCGAACAGUGCGGAGGCGAUCACCUCUGUCCUCUAUCCGAAUGACCACACUACUUUCGGAAAGGAACUCCGGCUCAAGCAGCAGUACUUCUGGACUGCUGCCAGCUUGGCCGACAUCAUGCGUCGCUUCAAAAACUUGGGCAAGCCGAUUACAGAAUUCCCCGAUUACGUGGCAAUUCAGUUGAAUGACACUCACCCGACGCUGGCGAUCCCAGAGCUGAUGCGCAUUUUUAUCGAUGAGGAGGACGUCCCAUGGGAUGCUGCGUGGCAGCUUGUCACGAACACGUUCUUCUUCACGAACCAUACCGUCUUACCAGAAGCACUAGAGAAAUGGCCCGUUCCUUUGAUGCAGUCGUUGCUUCCUCGGCACAUGCAGAUUAUCUUUGAUAUUCACUAUCUCCAUGUAGCUGUGGAGAAGAAGUUCCCCGGGGAUCGCGACAAGUUCGCGAGGAUGUCCCUCAUUGAAGAGGGAUACCCUCAGCAAGUGCGCAUGGCAAACUUGGCGUGCAUCGGAAGUAGAAAAGUGAACGGUGUGGCCGAGCUGCACAGUGAGCUGGUCAGGACGACUAUCAUGAAGGACUUUGUGGAUUACUAUGGUAUCAGCAAGUUCGCUAAUGUCACUAACGGCAUUACACCGCGUCGUUGGCUUGAUCAGUGUAACCCUGGCCUCAGCAAGCUCAUCAGCGAGACACUCAAGCUGCCCAAGGCCGCAUUCUUGAAAGAUCUUUUCAAGCUUGAGGGAUUGCUCAAGUUCGUCGACGACCCGAUCUUCCAAAAGAAAUGGGCAGCCAUCAAGCAGAGCAACAAGGAGCGCCUCGCGCAUUAUGUGGAGACAACGUUAGGUCUGAAGAUUAACACGCAUGCCAUGUUCGAUGUGCAGAUCAAGCGUCUCCAUGAGUAUAAGCGUCAAACACUCAACAUCAUGGGUGUCAUCCACAGGUAUCUCACGUUGAAAGAUAUGACCCCCGAGCAGCGUAAGACUGUUAAUCCCAAGGUUGUCUUCUUCGCUGGCAAGGCUGCUCCAGGAUACUACAUUGCUAAACUGACUAUCCGCCUUAUCGUCAAUGCUGCGCGCAUCAUUAACUCCGACCCCGAGACGAAGGAUAUCCUACAGCUCUAUUUCCUUCCAGACUACUCGGUCUCGCUCGCAGAGGUCCUCAUCCCCGCAUCCGAUAUCAGCCAGCACAUCUCAACGGCAGGUACGGAAGCUUCGGGCACGUCCAACAUGAAGUUCUGUUUGAAUGGCGGUCUGCUUGUUGGCACUGUGGAUGGAGCAAACAUCGAAAUCGCGGAGGAAGUGGGCGAGAACAAUGUCUUCUUCUUCGGACAUCUCACUCCUGCGGUUGAGGAUCUGCGCUACCAGCACAUGUACCAUGCUGUGCCGAUUGAACAGAAGUGUCCGCCAUUGGCCCGAGUAUUGAACGAGGUCUCAGCAGGCCGCUUCGGCGAUGGUAGUGUUUACGAGCCACUGCUCAACACCAUCCGUCAACACGAUUACUACCUCCUGACGGAGGACUUUGAUUCAUACAUCCAAGCACUCCAGCUGGUUGACGAAGCUUACCAAGAUCGCACGGAGUGGAUCAAGAAGAGCAUCAGGACCUCCGCCAAGAUGGGCAAAUUCAGCUCUGACCGCGCAAUCCAAGACUACGCCCAGGAGUAUUGGAACAUUGAAAGCACAAAGCCCGAGUGA
Molecule: messenger RNA, 2601 nt
Organism: Fibroporia radiculosa
Lineage: Eukaryota; Fungi; Basidiomycota; Agaricomycetes; Polyporales; Fibroporiaceae
Exons: 29
Coding region: 1-2601 (866 amino acids)
Biological process (GO): glycogen catabolic process
Cellular component (GO): cytoplasm
Molecular function (GO): glycogen phosphorylase activity; pyridoxal phosphate binding
Source: RefSeq, a predicted model, not a curated record